AUGGUCUCUUUACCACAAUACGAAACGGAAAUGCUCCACAUCGAGCCUUGGGCCGAUAAGAAAGAGGCUCCAUACUACCGUAAUGAUCCAGAUCCGGGCUGGGAGGGCCAGAACUACAAGUGGCUACCGUAUAAUGUCCAGGUGUCAAACUGUCGCGAUGCGAAAGAGUCUUUUACCCUGGACGAUCAUGCUUUCACUUUCGUGGACGACGAAGAGGGCAGUCGCCCGGAAUUGCUGCAGUCAGUUCGUGACAUUGACACGGAGACCAUCGAACGCGACUAUUAUGCCUCGGUCGAGGAGGUCGUCAAGCGCGCGACUGGCGCAGAGAAAGUUGUGAUUUUCAAUCACUCCAUUCGCAAGCGUGAUCCAGACGAAGGGUUCUUCGGCCGCCCAGGAAAACAACAGCCUGGGAGAACCGUUCAUUGCGAUCAAACUCCGAAAGGUGCUUUACGCAGAGCCCGGCAAUAUGGCGGGGAGAACGUUGAAGAGCUCCUGAAAGGGCGCUUCCGUAUUAUCAAUGUGUGGCGUCCCAUCAACGCCCCGGUAGAUGACUGGCCACUAGCCACCAUGGAUGGAAGCUCUUUGGAGGAUGAGAACCUUCACGCCACCGAUCUCUGGAAGCGCCAGUGGGAGGAGAUGGGCUCCACAUAUAAUAUAAGCCACAACAAGAACCAGAAGUGGUACUACCUAGGUGGGCAGCGACCAGAUGAGGCACUGCUGAUCAAGAUCUACGACAAUAAAUCUGAUGUGGCGGCUAAAUUGUGCCCGCAUUGUGCUUUCGAGCACCCGGAAACAAAGCCCGACGCACCACGGAGGGAGAGUAUCGAGGUACGCUGCCUGGUGUUUGGUGGCAAGUAA
Molecule: messenger RNA, 858 nt
Organism: Ramularia collo-cygni
Lineage: Eukaryota; Fungi; Ascomycota; Dothideomycetes; Mycosphaerellales; Mycosphaerellaceae
Exons: 5
Coding region: 1-858 (285 amino acids)
Molecular function (GO): oxidoreductase activity
Source: RefSeq, a predicted model, not a curated record